AUGACCGUGCUCGGCGUCCUGGGCCGCGUCCUGGCGCUUGCCGCUGGCGCCGUUGGUGGCGGGAUCUACCCGGACGGCCACUGGGACCUCUGCACGCAGGUCACCGCCGAGAACGCGAACGACUUCGUGAAGGGCCACCCUGACGUAGCGUUCGGCGACGUGAGCCUCUCCAAGAGCCGCGUCAGCGAGAUCCACGGGGUCGCGCAGAACCCCGGGGCGGGCGGCUGGCCGACCAUCCGGAUAUUCAACAACAAGACCGGUUACGGCGGGAAGGCGUACGACAAGAAGACCAGCGAGGCGAUGUGCGACGAGCUCGGCCCGAACAACGAGUACAUGCGAAAGCUGGUGGAGUACGCGCCGCUCAACUGCAACAUCGACGACACGAUCGGCUGCUCGAAGAAGGCCAAGAAAUUCAUAGAAAAGUGGGCAGACGAGCCCCUGGAGGGCAUCUCGGAGGGGAUCCAGAAGCAGCUGCUCUACCUGGAGACGGCGUCGGAGCCCAAGAAGAAGAGCGCGAAGGAGUGGCAGCAGCAGCGCGUCGACAUCUUCAAGCAGUACGCCCGGGCUCGACUCUCUCUGAUCACAGCAUUGGAGAGGGAGGGCAAGGCCCCGAAGCGCAGCGACUUCUCGGAGCACCUCUACCAGAACCUGGAGGAGUACCUGAAGGCUGAGCACCCGGACUGGCUGCCGUUCCCGAGGGAGUGCGGCGAGCUGCUCGCGGAGGGGGCGCUGAAGGCCGCCUGGGUCAACUGCCGCGAGCCGCUGCUGCUGCGCUACGACAUGGUGGACUGCACGCCCGCGGAGUGGGUCGCUGCGUACGAGGAGCCGCGCCGGAAGCUGCGGGAGGGCGCCGUGGAGGACGCCGAGGCCCGGCUGACCCCCUUCGGCUAUACCGCAGAGGCGGAACCGGAGGACGCGUGAGAGACGCAGGAAGACGAGCCCCCGCCCCCGAGAGGCCGCUGCGCAAGAGGGUCGGCAGCUUUCCCGCCUCUCCUCACCCCCCCUCCCCCGUCCUCACCCCGCCCUCCCCCCACCACCACCCCUCCCACCCCUCCCCGGCCGCGGAGCGCCCGCUGGAGCCGCCAGCGUCGCGGCACAGCUGGGCCUCCGACCCCGGCCGCGGGCCGGGAGACGCCAGAAAUGCGG
Messenger RNA from Prorocentrum cordatum, 1146 nucleotides. NCBI's taxonomy places the organism in Eukaryota, Dinophyceae, Prorocentrales, Prorocentraceae. The record is from the annotation of a GenBank genome assembly.